AAACCAGAAGUUGCGGGAUCUCCGGGGAGCGGAGCUUCAGUUGCGAUACCGGGUGGACUUCGAUGAGCUGUGGCUUUCUGUGACCGGUGGAGACUGACAAUUGACCUCAGAAUUGACCUCUUGAACCUCAUGAACGCGUCUGGGAAGUCUGGGACUCUGGGUGUUUCUCCCAACGUGGGCGAAUUCCCAUUCCCACGAACGUCGUGUUUCCUAACGCCAAUGAUCAUCCAGGGAGCAACCACCAGAAGGUUGCGGCAAGCUAGUGGUGCGCAAUUCCUCCUGCAGCUCACCGCCAGAUAUUUGGAGCAGCUCAGCACUCCCCCUUUCAUAUGCUGCAGCUGUAGGCGACGCGCAAUAGCCGUCAAAACCUUUGCACCUCAGACGAGAGUCAAGAGGCCCCCCGCAGAGUAUGCUUAUCGACGACCUACCUCCUCAACUGCUUCCACCUUACGCUUUCAGGUUCCUAAGCGUCAGUCAACCAACUCGGUCGCGCUUGAAGGUGCUGCAGUGGGACUGCCGCCCUCUGAGGAUGUCUUUUCCGAACAGCUAGGGGACACUGGAGAUGCACUCCCACUUUCAAAUUCUGAAGCGGGCAGUCCGGACGAGGUUGCGCUAGAAAAGACAGAACUAGGGCAGCCGAAGCCGAAAGACCCAGCUGGCGCGAAGAGUUUUGAGCAAUCGGAAAGUGUAGCGGACAAGGCGCGGGAGACUGGGGACGCCCCUAAAUAUGCGAGAUACCCUCGAAGACCACACAGAAUCUCAGAGAUUCUGGAAGGCUCCGGUCGUGCGGAAGAACGUACCAGUCGCAGCAACAAAACUGAAUCGAUGGGAGAUCUUACGACUGGAGGUUCUGAAGAAGGCGAUGUAGAUCGGAGACAAUUCAGGAUAUCAGAGUUUUCGGAACACUCAGCGCGUGUCCAAGAACGGGACGAGCACAAAGUAACCCUGGACGAAUUUUAUCGUGUCGUUCUCAAAAAGGAAAUCCGCAAGAUCUGGUUAUCGUAUCUCUCUCUGCGGCGGUCGGGCGCGUACUUGAACCUGGACAGCAAGAAUUUCCUUGCGGUGGUUGAAGCGUUGCGAUCGCCGAAAUCGCUCGACCAUGUUGCCGAUGACGUUCGAAAAGAUGCAGCCGACGCGCUGUGGACGGACUACAUGCGUUUACCCAAUCAACACGCACACGCGGACGUCUUGCGCGAAUUCGUUCACUUGUAUGCCGAUAUAGGAGACCUGGCAGGCGUCAACGAGGUUGCCAAUGUGAUGCACCGGGAUUCUAUCGUAGAACCACCUGGCUCCAAAGUCACAUACAGGCUUAUUGAGACGUACGCGCGAAACGGCGAAUUCAGGGCCGCAUAUAGAUCUUUCGAAGAAGCCACCGGGACGAAGUACUCUGUGCAUUGCACAGAAGCGGCUAAUGCCUUCCUCAAGGGAUGCGCCAUGGGCGGUCGGGAAGCCGAACUCUUGCAGAUGUUCGGGUGGAUGAUGAGAAAAGGAAUUCCGCAUGACUUUCACACGUACCACCAUUUGAUCGCGUACUACGCCUUGAAGAAAGAUUUAGUCAACGCCGAAGCAGCUUUUGAGGGAGCGGAGCUGCUGGCAUCCGCGCCAAAGUCGCCACCCAUCCCUAUGGCGACGUGGGCGCUCGUCUUGCAUCUUUAUAUGGGAUGCAACGAGCACACGAAGGCGCAGAACUUCAUCCGAAAGAUGGAAGAAUGGCAUGGCAAGUUGAGCGAGAGCGCAGCCGCGGACGCGUCAGAACUGGCAAGGUUGACGAAGGAUCCUGUUUUGGCGUGGAAGGCAACAAAUUACAGAACCAAAUCGUUUCGGAAAAGCAAGACCGAAGUUUUACGACGGAAGUUGGCAGUUAACGUCGCUCUGACCUUCGGAGAUCUGUCGGACGUGGUACCCACCAAUAUCAAUUCCGUCCUCGCAAAGUUAGAUCAACUGAAAGCCACACUCGAGUCCGCAUCCGUGCCGUUCAACCCCAUCACGCUCCGCCGUCUCCUGACCGGAUACUAUCUGCUGCAUAAUGACUCCGCAGCGGAGGUCGUGCUACAGUGGUACAAACUGUCAAAGUUCACCAUUCCUCCCGCAGUCAAGGAUAUGGUCGUCCAGGCGUAUUUAUUUAAGGAUACAGCCAGCGCUGAACGCGUCCGGAGGAGCUACUAGCUACCGGAUUUUGGUGAUUCCACGAGUACGCAUGAGCGGAAAGCCUGGAACCAUGCCUUAUAUUAUCUGUACAUAUGCGGAUCCCCUCCCUUAAUACUUCGUCCUAGAGCAUUUGCCACUGCCGUAGACUGUGGCGCGACCUUACAAUACAAUGUGGCGACGCUAUAGUACAAUAGAUGUUGUGCUAGCCGCCCAUGUGCAGCCUAGACUCUGGGUCGGACUCGAGAUAAUUUUCCCCAAGACACUCUUGAGUAUCGACAUCCUGUUGGGCUUGGCCACGAAUCUCUGUCACUCACUUUCUCGACUAUGGAACUUAGAUGAGCUAUCAAACCGAACGAUUCUCCCGCGUCCUUGCCAAUGCCAGCAUCAAUGCAUCCCUCCGUC
Messenger RNA from Fimicolochytrium jonesii, 2550 nucleotides. RefSeq lists its product as uncharacterized. The record is from RefSeq and is a predicted model, not a curated record. The transcript has a single exon. Bases 130 to 2166 code for a protein of 678 amino acids. Lineage: Eukaryota; Fungi; Chytridiomycota; Chytridiomycetes; Spizellomycetales; Powellomycetaceae. Gene Ontology annotation, molecular function: protein binding.